Xenia sp. Carnegie-2017 is the source of this 839-nucleotide messenger RNA. Its product is annotated as phosphonoacetaldehyde hydrolase-like. Gene Ontology annotation, molecular function: phosphoglycolate phosphatase activity. NCBI's taxonomy places the organism in Eukaryota, Metazoa, Cnidaria, Anthozoa, Malacalcyonacea, Xeniidae. The transcript has a single exon. The record is from RefSeq and is a predicted model, not a curated record. Gene Ontology annotation, cellular component: cytosol. Gene Ontology annotation, biological process: DNA repair; dephosphorylation. The coding region runs from base 110 to 829 and encodes 239 amino acids.
GCCAUGAUAUGUUGGGAAAAUAUAUUCAUGUUAUGCCCCUCCUGAUUAAAAUGAAAGCAUAUUUGUUGACGGGGGAGAAUCAACAUUUACAAUUGAUGUGCAAUCUAAAAUGGCGAAAAAGAAGAUCGAACUUGUUGUAUUUGAUCUUGCUGGAACAACUGUUGAUGACGCAGUAAAUGGAUUACCUUUGGUCACGUUAGCUAUGACAGAAGCUUUUUCAGUUAAUGGAAUAAAAAUCACUCCGGAGCAAGUGAAUAAAGUUAGAGGUAUGGAUAAAAAAGAAGCGCUGAAUCAUUUAUUGAAUGAAUCUUUGAAAUUUGAUGAAAAUUCCCACGUUGCGAUGGAUUCGAAAAACAGGUCAUCGCUAGAAGAUAAAUUGUUCGGUGAUUUCAAGUCAGCGCUUAAUUGUCAUUUGAUGAAUAUAAAUAAAGAAAUUGAAGGGUCCAGUGACACGUUUAACUGGUUGAUUGAGCAAGGUGUGAAGAUUGCAGUUGGCAGUGGUUUUCCUCAUAAUGUUGUUUUGAGUUUAGUUAGUAAAUUGGGCUGGAAUGAAUUAAUAAAUUAUGUAUCAAGUGCAGAGCAAGAAGGUCAUGGUCGACCACAUCCGUCAUUAAUACUGUCUGCCAUGAAACACUGUGCAGUAUGCGAUGCGAAAUCUGUUAUAAAAGUUGGUGAUACAUUAAUGGAUAUAGAAGAAGGAAAAAAUGCUGGUUGUUGGACAGUUGCUGUUCUUACAGGAACUCAAACUGAAUCUACACUUAGGAAAGGAAAGCCUGAUUUUAUUAUACCAAGCGUUGCAAAAUUAUCAAAUAUAAUAAAAAAUCUUUGAUACCAUUGAA